GCUGCGGGGAGACCGGGUGGAAGCGGCGGCGGCGGCGGGAGGCAGGCGGGCGGGCUGUCUGUCUGUCUCUUCCUUGGGGCGCGGAGGCUGCUCAGGUUCGCUCGGCUCCAGCCAUGGCCGGGUCGGAGCUGGACGGCAGCGAGACGGGCGAGGAGGGCCCGCUGCCCUUCGAGGACGCGGAGCUGGCCCUGGCCGGCAUCAAUAUGCUGCUCAACAACGGGUUCCGGGAGUCGGACCAGCUCUUCAGGAAGUACAGAAACCAUAGCCCAUUAAUGAGUUUUGGAGCCAGCUUUGUUAGUUUUUUGAAUGCCAUGAUGACCUUUGAAGAAGAAAAAAUGCAGUUGGCAUGCGAUGACUUGAAAGCAACGGAGAAACUGUGCGAGAGUGAAGAAGCAGGCGUUAUAGAAACGAUAAAAAAUAAAAUUAAGAAGAAUGUUGAUGGCCGAAAGGCUGCCCCAUCCAUGAUUGAUCGAUUGCAGAGGCAGAUCAUUGUAGCGGACUGUCAGGUUUACCUUGCUGUCCUCUGCUUUGUAAAACAAGAAUUGUCAGCAUAUAUAAAAGGUGGGUGGAUCCUUAGAAAAGCUUGGAAAAUCUACAAUAAGUGCUAUACAGAUAUUAAUACACUUCAGGAAUUAUAUCAAAAGAAGAUAACUCGAGAUUCCUUGACUUCUGAUGCUGCAAACGAUAAUCAUAUUACUGCAGAAGGUGUAACGGAGGAUUCGCUAAACAGACUGAAAGGUGCUGUUAGCUUUGGAUAUGGACUUUUCCAUCUUUGCAUAUCCAUGGUGCCCCCAAACCUGCUCAAAAUCAUCAACCUGCUGGGUUUUCCUGGAGACCGACUGCAGGGGCUUUCUUCCCUGGUGUAUGCAAGUGAAAGUAAGGACAUGAAGGCCCCUUUAGCUACACUAGCCUUGCUCUGGUACCACACAGUGGUGCGUCCCUUUUUCGCUUUGGAUGGCAGUGAUACCAAAGCAGGAUUGCAAGAGGCAAAAGAGAUCCUUCAGAGAAAAGAAGCUGCUUAUCCAAACUCAUCUCUCUUUAUGUUCUUUAAGGGAAGGAUACAGCGUUUAGAGUGUCAGAUCAACAGUGCCUUGACAUCCUUUCAUACUGCUUUGGAACUUGCAACUGAUCAGAGAGAGAUUCAGCAUGUCUGCCUAUAUGAAAUUGGAUGGUGCAGCAUGAUUGAAAUGAAUUUCAAGGAUGCCUUUGAAUCCUUCGAGCGUCUGAAAAAUGAAUCAAGAUGGUCUCAGUGCUACUAUGCCUAUUUAACAGCAGUGUGUCAAGGUGCCACUGGUGACGUGAAUGGUGCACAGAGUGUUUUCAAGGAAGUUCAGAAGCUCUUUAAAAGAAAAAACAAUCAGAUUGAGCAGUUUUCAGUCAAAAAGGCGGAUCGAUUUAGGAAGCAAAAACCAACCAAACAGCUCUGUAUAUUAGCAUCCAUUGAAGUAUUGUAUUUAUGGAAAGCUCUUCCAAACUGUUCCUUCACCAACUUACAGCACAUGAGUCAAGCUUGCCACGAAGUCGAUGAUUCUGCUGUUGUUGGUUUGAAGAAUCUGCUGCUUGGUGCCAUUCAUAAAUGCUUAGGAAAUGCCGAAGAUGCUGUUCAGUUCUUUCAACAAGCCCUUAGAGAUGACUUGUGCCGCCAAAACAACCUGUAUAUCCAGCCAUAUGCUUGCUAUGAACUUGGCUGUCUUUUGUUAGAAAAUCCUCAGACUGUCCCAAGAGGCAAAACCUUACUCUUUCAGGCAAAGGAGGAGUUCACAGGGUAUGAUUUUGAGAACAGGUUACACGUCCGCAUACACGCAGCUUUGGCCUCUCUAAAAGAAGUGGUCCCUCAGUGAAGCCUCACCUCUUCCCUUCUGAACAACUCCUGAACUCUCUGUUACGAGGGAGGUCCACUUUUCUCCUGGAAAACCACCUGUGCCAGGGAGGACUUGUAGAACUGGUGGCAGAAGAAUGUUCCAGUCUCACUGAUUAAGGACAAAAUUAACCAAAAAGGUUACGUGACUAAAUUCAGGCGCAACUUCUCCUGUGCAAACCCUAGUUUUAAAAGUGGGAGCUAGAAGUCAGCCCCUACUGGAUGGUGGGGUUCGUGCUGGAGAACUAGCCCCAGAGUUAAAAAACCUUAUAUUCUAGUGCUGGUGAACCUGGGGGUGGGGUGGGGGUGGUAUUGGGGUGUAUGUUAAUGUUUAGUUUGGUUUCUAAGCCAAGCUGAACAUAUUAGCCUGUGAUUGUACAAAUUGAGCCUAUAAUAAGCACACUUUGAUUUCCUACUAAAAUACUGUGGCAGUUUUCACAAGUAGGAUUUUUUUUUCUGUUUCUGAAUAUUUUUUCUUUUUAUAGUAAAGGAACCACGUUUUCAUUAAACAGUUCUAUAUAGUUGUUUCGAACUGUACAUAGGCAGAAAUGAUAUAUAAUUUUUUGCUCAGAAUCCAGCAAGAAUCUAGCUGGUAAAAACGAUGCCCAGCACAGUCACAGCACAACAGACCUAUUUAUUUGAGUUUUUGUACAGGUAUCUGUGAAUAACAAAACCUGCCUCCAUAUUCAUGUUAAAUUUAGAAAUAUUCUUCUAUUUUUCAGCCAAAUGUUUAUUUUUAAAGUCCUUAUUUACUGUGUUAGGCACGUUUAUAUCCGUUUAAAAUCGUACUGUGGCCUAUUAGCCUUGCUUUUACAAGGUGUUUACAAAUUAUCAUUCAUGUUGCUAAAAUUUAGGUUGAAUAUAAGACAACUUGCCAUGUGGUAUUCUAAAUCUUCGGUGUUGCUAUAACCUUCCUCCAUCUUUGAAGCUUUUCAGGUAUCAUAGCAGUGUAGAAUUACUUUUCACACAUCAUUUUAAUGAGUUUUUUAAAAAGCACAUGUGGGUCUCGGGUUUUGUUUUUGGAAUAGCAUUUUUUCCUAAAUGCUUCAGAGUUGUGUAAUUCUGCAAAGCAGGAGUAGUGCACUUUUUCCUUCUAAAAGCCUUAUCUAUUUACAUUUUGAAUCUGGUGUGUGUGUUUUACUUGCAUUGACCAGCUCCAUUAUGCUAAUGGCGCAUAGAGUUAGAAAUCCAUUUUUUCCCUGAUUCAGAGCUCUCUGGUUAUUUCUGGUGAUCAUGUUGAACACUGUGCAAGAAAGAGUUACUUACUCACCUCCACAACUGAGUGAUUAUUUAUAUGGUGUACCAAAUAUAACUCGUAUUCCAGUGUGAAUAGGUCCAUUCCUUGGACUGUUAGUUAUAUGUUGUUGUUGCUAGAUCAAAUUGCUUCCUUUAUCUGGUCACUAAAAAAAAAAUCACUUCAUUCCAGCAAUUAAAUUUGCUGCUUUUUGGAGGAAAACAGUAUAUUAGGAGCUAUAUUGCUGCUUUAAUUUUAUAGUAACACUGAAUGUUGUGGGGACAUUUCUUCAACCCUCAUUUUCUUUCUUUGGAGACCAUAUUUUUAAGAUGGCAAGUUAUUUUAUGAUUUGCUGAUUUUGUCAUGAUGUAGCCAUACACUGCAUGAGUAUGUAUGUCUUAAUAUUGCAGUAUUUAAGGUCUGUUUUUUUCUGGAUUUAGAAUUCAAUGUUUUCUUGAGAUACUUGCAAUAGAUUUUCACACUGUUCAGUAUCGGAGUUGUGAGAGAUGAACAGGACAAGAAACUAACAACAGCAGUGCUAGAGUCAGCGCUUGCAGUGACAGAAGGAUUGUUUCCAUCCUGGUUUCCACUCACAAAGAACAAUAGAUAUAGAAAACAGAAGUAGUACUGCCUUUGAAUAUAUAUGGCAUACAAGUACUGAGCGCAGAAAACACGAGGAACCAUCUUGGAUCUGAACAUAAUGGGAAAUACUCCUUGGAGAAAGUAUGAGAGAGAGACAAAUGAAAUGUACCUAUGUGAAGUAGUGUUGAUCACUAAUUGUGAUUUAUAACUAGAUAUAAUGUAUUUAAUUUAUCUUUCACAUUCCUUCGUUGGUCUGAGCAGGUUUACCCUACCUGCAUUUUUUUUUCUUCACAAGACACAAUUUACAAAAGUUAAAACUAAACUCCAUUUGAAGCAAGCUUUGUUAAGACAGUGGUUCUCAACUUGUGGGUGCCCAAGUGUUUUGGCCUACAACUGCCAGAAAAAUCCCAGCCAGUUUACCAGCUGUUAGGAUUUCUGGGAGUUGAAGGCCAAAACAUCUGAAGACCCACAGGUUGAGAACCACUGUGUUAAGAGUAUUUGCACCAACUUAACUGAUUUGUCACAAGUCAUAGCUAUUCAAAGUUACAAACCCUUGAACCUUCUCAAAAGUAACCGUAUGAGGGAUCAACCUGUGACUACAUGAUCAUGAGUGUGUUCCUAUCACCAGAUCUUUCCAGAGGUGCCCUUGUCUGUCCUGUGAGCGAAAUGCCCUUGCCUUGUAUAAUGAGAGUGGCUUAGUGCCGCCAACUGGUGCCACAUGGAUUUGAAUUAUCUUCCCCACUUCCAUCCUCUCAUGCACACCUUAGAGAAGAAACCGCUAGCCUGUAAAUGUCAAAAGGUAUUUUUAUAUUAGAUUAUGCCGGUGAUGAGUACUGUAUUUUAUGUAACUGGAAUAUGUUUUUUAUACUUUAUAGCUCGGAGGCAUGGUCUAAUAGCAAUAAUGAAGUAAGCAUUCUCCUUGUUAAUAUAUAUAUAAAAUAUAAGAAAUUUACCAGGUCAGGUAUAUUUGUUGUUGUUGAUACCUUUUUUAUUGCAUUAGACCUUUCAGUGAAUAAUUUGGAUUUUUACAUGCCACUUUAGACAAUUUACUGUGACGUGCUGUACAUGUUUAUUCAUUUACCUGUAAAAAAAUAUUUCUGCUUAGUAAAACAAAGAGCAAGA
This is a messenger RNA of Anolis sagrei ordinatus, 4796 nucleotides long. Lineage: Eukaryota; Metazoa; Chordata; Lepidosauria; Squamata; Anolidae. The record is from RefSeq and is a predicted model, not a curated record.